Molecule: messenger RNA, 912 nt
Organism: Zymoseptoria tritici IPO323
Lineage: Eukaryota; Fungi; Ascomycota; Dothideomycetes; Mycosphaerellales; Mycosphaerellaceae
Exons: 1
Coding region: 1-912 (303 amino acids)
Biological process (GO): mRNA splice site recognition
Cellular component (GO): U2-type prespliceosome; U1 snRNP
Molecular function (GO): mRNA binding
Source: RefSeq, a predicted model, not a curated record
AUGGCCGCCGAACAGCGCAAGCUGCUCGAGCAGCUGAUGGGAGAGCAGCUCCUUGCAGCACCCGGCACAUUACGACAACCCGCGCUCGCAAUCACAGAUCCCAAAGUAUGCCGCUCAUAUCUUUGCGGCGGAUGCCCGCACGACCUCUUCACAAACACAAAGCAAGAUCUCGGCUCUUGCGACCGCAUGCACCUACCCAACCUGCGCGAGGAAUAUCUGGCCGCCACGGACGAUCAGCGACGAGAUUGGGGAUUCGAAUUCGACUACCAACGAGAUAUCGGAAAAUAUGUCAGCGAGUGCGACAGGCGCAUAGAAGGUGCUCAGCGCAGACUCGAGAAGACACCCGAGGAGAUACGACAGACGAAUGCGCUGCUCAAGCAGAUCAGUGACCUGGGCCGAACGAUCGAGGCAGGCCUGAUUGAGGUGGAGAUCAUGUGCGAGCUCGGAGCGGUCAAUCUUGGUGUCCAGGAAUUUCACAAUUUGAAACUGAAAAAGGUUCAGAAGGAUGAGCGCGAGCGCGAGCUGAAGGCGCUAUCAGACACGUCUGGGCCAUCAGGUCAUCAAAAGCUACAAGUCUGCGACGUGUGCGGCGCAUACCUGUCGCGACUGGACAACGAUCGACGUUUGGCGGAUCACUUCUUCGGCAAGAUGCACCUGGGAUACGCGCAAAUGCGAAAGGAGUAUGACAGGCUGGCGAAAGAGCUCAAGGGAAGGCCGCCGCCACGACGAGACGAGCCUGUGGAAGAGAGAGGCGGAUAUGAUGAUGGCGGAUAUGGAGGAGGAUACGGAGGAAGAAAUGGGGGAGGCUAUGGAGGUGGUCGAGGAGGGGGUGGAGGUGGAGGGUAUGGGCGUAGAGGUGGAGAUGGGGGAGGCUUCGGUGGAGGCGGAGGAAGAGGUCGUCCCCGAUGGUGA